Messenger RNA from Daktulosphaira vitifoliae (grape phylloxera), 5399 nucleotides. RefSeq lists its product as uncharacterized. Lineage: Eukaryota; Metazoa; Arthropoda; Insecta; Hemiptera; Phylloxeridae. Gene Ontology annotation, molecular function: protein serine/threonine phosphatase activity. The record is from RefSeq and is a predicted model, not a curated record. Gene Ontology annotation, biological process: protein dephosphorylation; negative regulation of protein kinase activity. The coding region runs from base 113 to 4711 and encodes 1532 amino acids. The transcript has 12 exons.
CUAAUUUCUUUUAAGAUAUUUGAUUUUGGUGUACAAAUAUUUUAAUAAUUAAAAUAUGUUAACGUAAAAAUAUAGUAUUAAUACUAUAUUUUGUACAGAAAACAAAAUAACAAUGGAUAAUAGUUGGGAAUUAUUCUUUCAAAAUUAUGUUAAUACAGUAAAAAGUGAACAACUGCCAGUAAAGUUGCCAAGAUUCGACUUAGAAUUAAGUGAAUUAGCUGGAGCAGCUGCUGACUGGUGUAAUCAGUACCUAAAAGAUCGACAGUGUCCUAUGGAUUUAAUUGUACGUUUGACACAAAAAGUUAUAAAUGAAUUAAGAGUUCCAUGGACAGUACAACCUGAAGAAUUUGGGUACAGAUCCGAAAAAAAAGAUUACCAAUCACUAUGGUUGAUGCAACAAGUAAUUAAAAAACUAAAUGAUGUAUGCUUGAAUGAUGGUUCUAUAAUCAUAGAAAAACAUCCUAGAUUAAAUUCUUCAAUUUGGUGGUCUUCGUUUGUUUUAAAAAAUACUCGACGUACAAUGGAAGAUUACAUAUCAGUUGUUCCAUAUCUACAUACGUUAUUUGAUCAAGAAAACUCCAUAGGUGAAGCAUCAUUUUAUGCUGUGUAUGAUGGACAUAAUGGUCAUGAUGCAGCUGUUUAUAGCUCAAUAUAUUUGUAUCAGUUUCUUGUACAAUCAAAAUAUUAUCCCUCAGAUCCAGAACAUGCAUUUUUUGAUGCAUUCAAUACCACAGACAAAAUGUUUUCUUGUAAAACCGACAAAUAUAAUUUAGUAAGCGGUACAACGGCAGUAUGUGUCUUACACAGACUUCAAGAAAAGAAAAUAUACAUAGCUUGGGUGGGAGAUUCAUUAGCCACCCUUUGGAAAAACAGUACACCGUUAUCUCUAGUAAAUAAACAUGUUCCACAAAGACACGAUGAAGCACAAAGAAUAGCUACAGAGGGAGGAAUAGUUAUAGAUUGUCAGGGUAUUUAUAGAGUUGAUGGUCAACUAUCUGUUUCAAGAGCUAUUGGUGAUGUCAGGUACAAGCCUUAUAUUUCUGCUGUACCAGAGAUGAGGUGUUUGGUACUGGAUGGUAAUGAAGAAUUUUUGGUAUUAGGAAGUGACGGAUUAUGGGAUCAUGUGGAUAUUGAUGAUAUUGCUGAUACUUUGUAUGAAGAAUUAAUGGAGACUGAUGGCGAUCCGACUGGAGUUUGUAAUAAGUUAGCAUUUAAAGCUAAAGCUCAAGGAUCCAAAGAUAACAUAUCAGUGAUCACUGUAUUUCUACAGGAUCCUAAACAAUUAGUGGCCCGAAGAAAGGCCGAUAUAAUGGAAACUGCGAUGGAGCAAAGGAACUCUCUGAGUUCCUCAUAUGGACAAGAUACAAGUGGUUUCGGUCCAGAAACCGAUGUGGACACUCCUGAUGAACCAAUUGGUCAUAGCAAACCUAAAGUAGUGGUAGCAGACGAGGGAGAAGUUAACGAAAGCGGUGAAGAUUCAGAGGACGGCGGUGGAUGGAAUUACUACACUAACGGCAACGGCCAACGAUACUCAGAAAACGACCAUAACAACGAGGCCGAUGAAAUGGAUCGUAAACUUAACCCUGACGCUCCAGAGUUCGUGCCAGUUGCUUCUCCUCCGACCCACUUCGACAACCAUUUGCAACGUUUCUUGGACACAGCCAACGAUGACUUUAUAUCAUCUUCGCCGCAAAAGUUCCGAGAGACCAUUGAAAACGUUGAUUUGCCGGACGAAAACGACUUUGCUUGUGAUGUAAAAGCCGCUGACUUAUCUAAACUUGAUAAUGCCUAUGAGACUAAAGGAGAAUUUGAUUUAAUAAACGGUGUGAAACCUCUUGACAAUGAAUUGAACGGCGGUCAUCAUGAACACGAGAAUAUUAAGCGAGAUAUUGCUACUGAAUUAUUUGGAAGUGAUAUGAUCGGAAACAACGAGAAUAAUUUCGUUACCACUAAUGGUGACGACUUUGAUGAUUUCCGUAGGAUUCCAGACGAUCAACAAAAUGAUGGCCCUUUAGAUUUGAAUAGGGCAAGAAAUUUAUUUGAUGGAGUUGUAGACAACGUUGAUCCAUAUACGUCUCUAAUAGAAACAGUUUCCAAACAAGAAGAUUUCAAUCCAUUCAUCGCUGAAAAAGUAGAAGAGGAACUUAACGCAUCGUUUACCGAGAAUAGUUUAAAUUCUGUAGAAUUUAAAGUUAAUGGUAGUGGCUGUGAUGAUGCUCUUGAAUGCAAAAAUGAAUCUGUUGAUACAUUUAAUAAAAGUGAAGUCAACGGAACUGAUGACUUAGUUGCCCUCCAACCUGACGAAGAGAACGUGAAUUCUACAAACAUAUUUGACAGUCAAAUUCCUGACGACUCUAUUAGUACAGCGAAUGCAACUUUAGGUUCUAUUGUCCCACAGUUAGAUGAAAGUGAUGUGACCACUACAAAUGUUUAUGAUGGCGAUUCUACAAUAAAUGUUGGUGGAUACGAGGACCGAAAACUUGACGACAGUAUUAGCACUACAGAUGCUAUGAUGGGUUCUGAACCUAAUACUCCUAUGCGUAUGGUGAAUCAAUCGACAUUUGAGUCGGACAAUUCUGGCGAUGAAGGUGUUGAUCAAGCUGUUGUAGAUAGCUGGAAGGACUCAACUGUGUAUGAAAAUAAAGAAAAUGAUGAUCCGUAUUGUAUGGAUCAAACGGCUGUGGAGGACCCUGAAGGUAUUAUUCCCCAAGUAACAGCUAAAAAAGUGCCCAUAGAGGAAGAACUCCAUCAGAUCGUUGAAGACAAAAUUGAACUAGUACAAACAGGUGAAAAACUGCCUGUCGAAGAACUGACGUGUCUUAAGACAACGGCGGCUAAGAUAGAAAAUUCUUUUUACGAACAACAGGACUUACCCGAAUCAGAUUUUACUUCUAGUACUCACGAAGCGCUUAUGAAUGCCGCCGUGCAUAAUUUGACUAAGGAUAUACCUGAAGUAGAUUCAUCAAUUCAACAUUCGUAUACCCAAGAACAAGAAUGUGAAGAUAGUGAUGUAGACGAGGUUAAAUGUCACGCUGAAAGUUUAAACAAAUUCCAAUAUGAAAAUGAACCUGUCCAUGAUAAAUCUGAUGGAUUUAAAUUUGAAAAAAAUAACAGUGUGUAUAACGAAUUUGAAGAUAAUCAAGAUCACAAUAAUUUUGAGUCUACUCCAAUUUACUCUGAAAACUUUAAAGAUCAAUAUCAUCAUAAUGACUUUGAAUCAAAUCAAAAUCAUUCUGAUGACAUUAAUAACAUAAAUCAUGAUGCUUCCGAACCUGCUCAAAAUCAUUAUGACAAUUUAAUAGAGCAGAAACAUAAUGAUAAUUUUGAAAAGAAUGAAGUGGAUCAGAGUCAUUUGAAUCAUAGACUAGUUGAUAACUUUGAAGCUGAACAAUUUGUUCAGUCGAAGGAAGUUUUACAGGAACAUGAUAAUCGAGAAGUGGACAGUGAUGAGGAAAUGAACUCAUCCAUGAUUAUUCAUUCAGACGUUGAAAGUAAUCCACCACAACCAUACUGUUCAGAGGUUAACACCAUGGCAGUAGAUCCUGAUAUGAUGUCUCAAAGUAUGACAUUCGAAGAAAAUUUCCAAAAUAGAAGUAUGAGUGAUUCAUUAUAUGUGAUGGAAACUAGUUCAGAUUAUUUUGGUGAUUUGCAAAAGUCUACUACACACCAUGAAGAAUCUAGAAAGCCUGAAGAACAAGUUGAAAGCUCCGUGACAAAAGAACCAGAGUUGGUAGUUCCUGAAUCAAAUCCAGAGGUAAUAAAUGAAUCAUUUAAAUCGGAAGAAAUCCAACCAGAAUUGUUCCAAGCAUCUAAAGACACUGUCCCAGAACCAAAAGCUGAUGAACAAAAAGAAAGUAGUAAUGUUUCUGGUGUUGCAAUAACUGCUGCUGCUGCUGGUGCUGUAGUGGCUGCUGUAGCUACUGGUGCUGUGACAAUAGCUACAAAGAAAUCUCCCUCGUCAACAGCUGUGAAAAAACCAGAAUCUGCUGCUAAAACUAAAACGGCCACUACAAAAGUACCUCCUAAACUAUUAGCUUCAAAAUCUAGUGCUGCAGCACCUAUAAAGAAAACUACUGCAGCUACUAAACCUAAGACAGCAACUUCUACAUCAUUUUCAUCUAGGCCAAUAUCUGCUCCUUCUAGACCAACUACAACAUCUAGAAUUAGUACUACACUUAAAUCUACUACUGCUACUACUACAAAAACUGCAACUAAACCUGCUGUAUCGAAAACUUCAGUUACUACUCCUAGACCUACCUCAGCUGCACCUAAAACACCUACAACUCCUAGAACAUCUACUACUCUUAAAACUUCUAUAACACCUAAAACGCCAACAAGUCCAAGAACUGCAACAACUGCAACUUUAAAAACAACACCAACAUUGAAAUCAACUACAACAUUUAGGACUUCCUUAGCUAGUAAACAAACAUUAACAAAUGGUACAGCUAAACCACCAAGUCGUCCAAUUUCUGCAGCUUUAAAGAAACCACUUACUAAUGGAACAACUAAACUGACCAAUGGAGAUACGUCCAAACCAGCACUUAGUAAAGGCCCGGUUAAUUUAGCAACUAGAACUAGUUUAGCACCUCCCAAAUUGCCACCAAAAGCUAAAACAACACCAAAAACUACUGUUGCACCGCCCUCAAUGCCAGGGCCGAUCAGGAGACCCACAGCUUCUGCCCCAAAAAAGACUGAGACGGCCUCUUCCUAAAUUUAAAAUUUCAUUAAAAUUUUAUUUAAAAAUUACAUAACUUAUUGGUUAUUUUUAAAAAUUUGAUUUAUUUAUUAAUUAUAUUUUUUUACCAUGUUUUAUUUUUGUGAUUUCUUUCUCAUGUGUUGCUCUGCUAAAUUUGUAUUUUUCUAUUUUUUUUUUAACAGUUCCAUAAAUAGUACUUUGCAAUUAGCGAAUAUGUUUGAUAUAUAUUAAAAUAUAUGUUUAUGGUUUUUAUGUUUAAGUGACAUUUGUAAUUGUUUAUAAUGAAAGAAACUUACAAUAAAUUAAAAGUGUAAGUUUUAAUUGUAUUAUUAUAGUUAUUAUUAUUAUAUUAUUUAAUUCAAAUGCUAAGAAAUAAUUUGUUUUUAGGCUAUUAUUACUUUUAUUAUUAUUUACAUAAUAUUAUGUAGGUUACAAAAUAGACACCAUUAUUAAAUUAAAUAAGUAAAAUCGUAAAUUGAGCUUUUAAUGUAAAUUUUUUUUUCCAGGUGCUAUACAUUUAUCAAAUGAUAUUUAAUUUCCAACAUAUUUAAUAUUAUAAAAUGUAUUCUAGGUUAAAAUAAUUGUUUAUGAUGUUAAAAACCUUAUUUUUCUAUUACAUGUAUAAAUUAUUUUUGCAUUAUUACAUUAUUAAUUUUGGCCUAGAUCUUAAUACGUAAUAAUAAUUAUUAUGCCUUUUUGCUUA